This is a messenger RNA of Callithrix jacchus (white-tufted-ear marmoset), 1137 nucleotides long. RefSeq names its product galanin like peptide (gene GALP). Gene Ontology annotation, biological process: defense response to Gram-negative bacterium; behavioral response to starvation; antimicrobial humoral immune response mediated by antimicrobial peptide. Gene Ontology annotation, cellular component: extracellular region. The record is from RefSeq and is a predicted model, not a curated record. NCBI's taxonomy places the organism in Eukaryota, Metazoa, Chordata, Mammalia, Primates, Cebidae. Gene Ontology annotation, molecular function: hormone activity.
AAUCUCAGCUCACUGCAACCUCUGCCUCCUGGGUUCAAGCGAUUCUCCUGCCUCAGCCUCCAGAGCAGCUGGGAUUACAGGCCUCAGCCUGGAGGCCAGCACGCCUCAGAGAAGCCUGCCCCAGCCUCUGUCGUGCGCACGCCCAGAGCCGUGCUCUUCCGACUGCACCGAGCAUAUGGAGGCAUAAAAGCCCAGGGUGGGUACCAGAGUCCAGGCGCUGGAGCCGGGAGCCAGAGAGAGCUUCUGAGAGCAGCCAGCUGCAGCGAGUGUUUUGCGGCUGUAGGCACCUGUCGUCCUGCCCUCGAUGGCUCCCUCCGCCCCCCUGGCCCUCCUCCUCAUCCUCCUGCUGAGCCUGGCAAAGACUCCGAUAUCCGCACCUACCCACCAGGGGCGAGGAGGCUGGACCCUCAACAGCGCUGGCUACCUUCUGGGUCCCGUCCUCCACCUUCCCCAGACGGGUGACCAAGACCGGGACAGGGAGGCCGCCCUGGUGAUCCUGGACCUGUGGAAGGCCAUCGAUGGGCUUCCCUAUUCCCGCGCUCAGCAGGCCUCCAAGAGGACUCUGAUGGAGACUUCUGCCAAGCCAGAGACGGGAGAUCUGGGCAUGCUCAGCGGGAACAUUCCCAAGGAGCAAGACGUCUGAAGUCACAGAUAUCUACGAAUCCCUGUUCCUCUCCUCCUCCGGCUCCUUCUGUUCCUUCUGAAACCCUUUCUAGGUACCCUAGGCUGCGACUCAGAUCCUCAAGUUAAGUCCUCGGGUCUCACGAAGACGUUGGGAAGCACUUGCCUUACUCUAAAACACUUCUGGCGUGGGUUAGGUUUGAUUGAUUCAUUCUUGGAAUCAGUAUAACGUGUUGUUAAUGAGGCAAUGGCAAUCUGAGGACUGUUUGGAAGAUUCUGGGGUAAUCAGGGAAUUUUCCUGCAACACAUUGAAAGUAAUCGUGUUCUUUAGAAUCAUUCCAAGUAUAACAUGAGCUGUUGAGUAAUACAAAUAACGCUGUUAAGUCUGAGAGUCUGUGUCUUGACUUGAAAACGUUCUUCAAAGUAGCCUACUUUUAUCCACGGGAGUCUCCUCCAGAAAUAAAGGGAGGCAGUUUGAAGCAGAAUGGAGAGAAUAAAAUAUUUCUUGUCAAAUCA